This is a messenger RNA of Aspergillus glaucus CBS 516.65, 336 nucleotides long. Its product is annotated as endonuclease/exonuclease/phosphatase family protein. The record is from RefSeq and is a predicted model, not a curated record. Lineage: Eukaryota; Fungi; Ascomycota; Eurotiomycetes; Eurotiales; Aspergillaceae. The transcript has 2 exons. The coding region runs from base 1 to 336 and encodes 111 amino acids.
AUGAAUGGUAAAGCUGCCAGAAUAAUGGGCAGCAGAAGCUUCGACUUCCUAAGCGGACCUAUGUGCGAAUGGGAAGAUAUCGACGAGAGUUAUGCUUGGGGCAAACAGGCUCCCGCUCAUCUGAGGGAGAAGUUUGAGUGUAGUCGGAUGGACAAGGUGUUGUUUUGCGGGGGCGUGGAGGUGAAGAGUUUGAGGAGGAUUGGGGAGAAAGUGGAGGCUUGGGUUGAGUAUCCAAAGUCGAGUGAUGAUGAAGAUGAGGAUGAGGAUGAGGAUACGGGGGAGAAUGUUUGGGUUAGUGAUCAUUUGGGGUUGGAGGUGGUUUUUCGGUUGGUUUAA